AUGGAUGAGAACAUGGAGAACACCGCUGGGCCACCGGUCAACCCGGCGCAGGAAGCAGGGUCAGAUUUAGAUAAAUACCCUUCCAAGUCUGCGCAGAAGAUGGAUGACCAAACUCCAAAAUCACCUGUUGCAGCACCUACUAAGGAUCUACCCAAGUUGUCUCAAGAAGUAGAAGAGAAUAUGAUCCGCUCGCUGCGCACGAAGUUCAAAGGAGGAGAUGCCGGAGAACUACACAACCUCCUAAGCUCUCUAGAACUAGCAGACAAGGAGCGGAGGAGUGGCAGCCCAAGCCUUGAUGGCCUCGAGGCAGUGCUAUCUCAAAUCGAUAUGUUGUGGAGGAGUAACUCUACUUACAUGGCAGAGGUUGCAGAAAUGUUAGCAGAUGCAAGCCGGGACGCAAAAUGGAGGCCCUACUUCGGCCAAAGUGGAAUUUUGGACUACUUCCUUCGAAUCAUAUCCACUGAAGAGGUCGAAGAGAAUACCCUGUUACAUUCACUAAGAUUUAUUGUUGUUGUUGGUUCGGCGCGUGGAACUUUCAGCAGCUCCCCGGCUGCUGAAUAA
Molecule: messenger RNA, 561 nt
Organism: Trichophyton benhamiae CBS 112371
Lineage: Eukaryota; Fungi; Ascomycota; Eurotiomycetes; Onygenales; Arthrodermataceae
Exons: 3
Coding region: 1-561 (186 amino acids)
Source: RefSeq, a predicted model, not a curated record